AUUUUUAUCAGAUAGCUCUUCAUUUUGCAAGUACAUAGAGAGCUAAUAGUGGUCCAUUUGAAGUUAAAGUGCUGUGUUUGAAGUAUUAGAUAGUAAUAGCAGCUGAGUAAUAUAGCAGAUGUUCCUGAGACCUGUGUGUCUAGUGCUGUUGGUUGCCUGCCUCGCUGUGGCCGAUGACAGUGACGACCUCCGUGACUCACGCGGUGACGUUGUGCAGUGCAUCCCACAUGAGUGCAACAAGCCCUGCAACCCUCCACCAUACUACUGCCCCUCAGGAGUUGUAAAGAACUGUGGUUGCUGUGAUGUAUGCUGGAUACACUUGAAAAAUGGAGAAAGGUGCCGCAAGGUAGUUCCCGAAAACACAAUGUGCGGGCCACAUUUAGUGUGCGGUUCUAGAGGUGUGUGUGUGCCCCUGACUAGAGAAAAUGUGGAAGAUGAUGAAGACAGCUUGAACAGCUCUGAGUAAGACCCUGCAUACAAAAAAGCAAUGCCGUGCUUGCACGUAACUUCUAUAAGUUUUAAUA
This is a messenger RNA of Schistocerca cancellata (South American locust), 524 nucleotides long. RefSeq lists its product as uncharacterized. NCBI's taxonomy places the organism in Eukaryota, Metazoa, Arthropoda, Insecta, Orthoptera, Acrididae. Bases 119 to 466 code for a protein of 115 amino acids. The record is from RefSeq and is a predicted model, not a curated record. The transcript has 3 exons. Gene Ontology annotation, molecular function: protein binding. Gene Ontology annotation, cellular component: extracellular region.